AUGGCGACUGUGUCAGUUCAUGCUCUGAGCUCCGGCCACCUCACGAUUCCUGAACGAUUCUUUGUGGUUCCAGCGGACCCUGUCGCCAAACGAACAGUGCCUUCCUUGUCUUUCUUGAUACAGCACAAAGAUGUGGAAAGCGAAAAAGUCACACGAAUCGUCUUCGACCUGGGUAUGAGACGGGAGCUCGACCUCUACCCGCCAGCGUUGAGUGCUCACCUCGCCAACCGAAGACCUGUCUCUACGCAUCCAGACGCGGUUGCUUCACUAGCAGCUGGAGGUCUCCACGUGAAUGACAUCGACUACGUGAUAUUCAGCCAUGUGCAUUACGAUCACGUUGGUUAUCCCAAGGAUUUCGAUGACGACAAGACCAAGUUCAUCGUGGGCAAUGGUGCACUUGAUCUUCUCAGUGGGAAGACGCAAUUCGACUUGGGGAAGCAUGCAGUCUUCGAACCAGAUCUGCUCCCGCUGGAACGGACGAUAGAGUUACCUCCCCCAGAUGGUGGUGGUAACUCACAGUUCUCAUGGAAAUCCUUUGCAACCUUUCCACAUGCGAUCGACUUCUUCAAUGACGGCAGUGUCUAUAUUGUCAAUGCACCAGGCCACCUCCCGGGACAUAUCAAUCUCUUGUGCAAGAUCUCCAGCCAACCGUCCAAAUUUGUUUGCCUAGCCGGGGAUGCGUGCCACGAUGUCCGACUGUUGACGGGGGAGUGCGACAUAGCGACGUGGACGGAUGAGACAGGGAGGUACUGCUGUAUGCACGUGGACAUCCCCAGGUCAAAGGAGACCCUGGCUCGACUGUACGCGGCCUCGAAGGAGGGAUUCACAGUGGAGGGAGAGGAGACCCCGGCAGAGUUUGAAGUCAUCUUUGCACAUGACUUUGCGUGGGAAGAGAGGGCGGUCAAGGAAAAGAAGUUCUGGCCGGGGAAAUUAUGA
This is a messenger RNA of Fonsecaea multimorphosa CBS 102226, 936 nucleotides long. RefSeq lists its product as uncharacterized. The transcript has a single exon. Bases 1 to 936 code for a protein of 311 amino acids. The record is from RefSeq and is a predicted model, not a curated record. Lineage: Eukaryota; Fungi; Ascomycota; Eurotiomycetes; Chaetothyriales; Herpotrichiellaceae.